UAAGCCCUCCCACCCAUUCGCUAGCCCCGCCUUUUUCAUUGAGGUCCCGCCCCUUAGCUGUCCCAUGAUUGACUGCUCUAGCAGCACGUGUGCAGGCGGGCGCGAUGACGUCAGGACGCGCUCCCUGACCGUCGCGAGCCGGUUUUGAAAGUAAGGACCGGGCGGGCAGCUGGACGGAGGGGGAGGGGCGGAGCGGACGGUUGCCGGGCGAAGGCGGGGCUAUUUAAAUACUGCGACGGCGCCAUGUCUCAGAAGGACAGCGUGUGCUCGCGUUCGUACUUCGUGGUUGUCAUGGUAUUUGUGCACGUUUAUAUCCUCAAUGUAUUGGCCUUGCUGCUGUACGUGUACUACACCAGUGAGAACGCGCACUCGCCGGAUAGCGGCGCGUCCACGACGCCCGGGCAGGACGUGAGCCCGCGGCAGGAGCUGUCGGAGCCGGAGCGCGCGUCCAACCUGCAGCAGGACGCGGGGUUCGGUCGCCUGCACCGCUUGGAAGGCAUCAAGGUUGGGCAUAUGCAAAAAGUGGAUCUUGUUCCUAACAAAGUACACUACUUGAAAACGCUGAGCUUAAAGCCACUUCUGUUUGAGAUUGCAAAUUUCCUUUCAGAGGAAGAAUGUAAACUGGUUAUCCACCUAGCAAAAUUAAAGGGACUCCAGGAGAGCCAGAUUAUGCCAUCUGACCUUCAACAAGAAGCCAUUGAUGAGAUGGACAUUAGUAAGGAGGAAAUCUUCAACCUACUUGAUUACAACCAAGAUGGACAGCUGCAGAUGAAAGAGGUUUUGACUCAUACACGUUUUGGCGAUGGUGUCUGGAUUACUCCUGAAAAUAUUCGAGAGAUCUACACAGGACUUAAGGCUGACCCCGAUGGGAAUGGUUUGCUAAGCCUGGAGGAAUUUAAGCAACUUAAUACAAAUGCUUUCCAAACAUACUUGCGGCAGCGUGGGGUGCAAAAGACCGAGUUAGUUCGCAACAGUAAACACACGUGGCUGUACCAGGGUGAAGGGGCACACCAGAUCCUGAGAACCAUUCGGCAUAGAGUGAUCAGGUUGACACAGUUACCUCCAGAGAUAGUGGAGCACAGUGAGCCACUGCAGGUUGUGAAGUACGAUCAAGGCGGGCACUAUCAUGCACAUCACGACAGUGGACCAAUCUACGCAGAGACCAGCUGCUUCCACACAAAGCUAGUAACCAAUGGAUCCACUCCCUUAGAAACCUCCUGUCGAUAUGUGACAGUGCUGUUUUAUUUGAACAAUGUUUCUGAAGGAGGGGAGACCGCAUUUCCUGUGGCAGACAACAGGACUUAUGAUGAACUGUCCUUAAUGCAGAAUGACGUGGAUUUACGAGAUACACGGCAAAACUGCAAAAGAGCCAACUUGUUGGUGAAGCCUGUGCAAGGCACUGCUCUCUUUUGGUACAACUACCUCUCUAACGGUGAAGGCUGGGUAGGAGAACAAGAUGAGUACUCACUGCAUGGCGGCUGCAUUGUCAUCCGGGGGACCAAAUGGAUUGCCAACAACUGGAUCAAUAUCGACCCAGAUAUUCAGCGACAACUGCAGUUCCAGCAAGCGAUUUCCAGAUAUGCCAGUGAUGAAACUCCUGCGGAAUGGGCAGUCGAUGCCAUUUUCCGAGAUCUGCACGUGGAACUGUGAAUCUGUUGCAAAACAACGAAUGCUGUUGAAGGCUUUGCAAAGACAAACUGCCCCAUUUGUACUCCCUCACUCUCAGUCAAGGUUUCAAAGGAAAAGAAAAUGCUGGGGUCAAUUCCUUUUGUUCAGCAACCUUUCAUUUUACCUUCAGCUUUUGACUGCAAUCGCUGGCAAGCUAUUUGACAGCAUGUUCCACCUCAGUUGAGUCUGAUUGAGCAAGGUGCAUGUUUUGAGGUUGGAUCAGUGGCUUAUGAUUCGGGAUGGCAAGUUUCAACUUACUUUGUAUCCUCAGUAUUGCUUUCCCUUUGACCUCUCACCUGCCCAGUCAUGGGGCAAGAGGUAGGACAGACAACUCCUAGUUCUUUUGCCUGAAGUGGGUGUUUAUGAGCGGGCAUGUGUAUGUGUACUCACACCCAAAAUAUUAAUAUGUUUCUAUUCCACACACUUUGUAUCAAAGCAAUUUUUAAUUUUUAUUUCAGAUUUCCAGUCUUUUUCAACACUUCUUAAAUGAUCUUCCUCCUUUUGCCAAGUAGUGUACCUAAGUAAUUGUAGCGCUCUAACAAGUAAGGUCCCGGCUUUAAUGUCUGGUCUGUAUAAUGUUGUUAUGCACUGAUCUUGUUAGGGUGGUUAUGAGGUAACUACCAAUUGGCCUUGGAAUGACCACAUUACAACAAGGGAAAUCUGUUAAGUUUUCUAUACAUAUUGAGAAAAUCUUGGAGAAGGGUUACACUUGUGUAGAUUAGGCAAGGAUUGAGCAGUGAGGCCUUUGCUCGUCGAAUAGCCUGCUGACCCAUCCUUUGUUCAGAUAAUGCACAGCUAUUUAAGUGAGGUCUUGAAGGAAGUGAGUCUGUGGAUCUGCACUCGGAAGCUUUCAAGGGAGGAGCGGUCAGUACUGGGGAGGGGAGUCUCUGUGCUUUCUGUUUAAUAGCAUAGUCUUGCUAGAAUAUGCUAGCCAUCUGUUCAUGCCUUGUCUUAAUGGUCCAGUGAGCCAUCUAAACCAAUAUUAACAAGCUGAACAUGACCAGGACCUUCCUGAUAUCCACAGACAUGUGCUUCAGCAAGGGUCGCUGGAUAAGGAACAGGACUGGAAUUCUGUUAGUUUCUCUGCUCUGCACUACUGGGCAGAAUGUGCUGGUGCACUAUCGUCUGUGUUCCAACCACACAGCAGUGAUCAAAAAUGAGACUCUUCCAAUUAUUCAUGGUUUGAUGCCACACUGGGUCGGUCGUAUUCAAUCAUCAACCCAGGCAUUGAGGAAGACAGUACCACUCAAUCCUUGCCUGUUUGACCAUGGGCCAUUAGUUAAUCAUCAUUUGAGAGAGGAGAAAGUUUCUGUGAAUCUUACUUGGAUGAAGAGUCCUUAAAAUAAUAUUUGUCUAAAAUGCAUAGUAACUUAAUAGUACCAGAUACUUUUUAAGAACAGCGUGCAAACUUUCUGCAGAAGUGUUCUUAUUUUGUAUGCUUAGUUGGUGGCGGACAGUGAGGAAGUUCAUUCUUUCCACUUAUACAAUCUCCCUUUCCCCUCCCCUGGACAUGUUCACAUCUACUAUAGGGCAAUCAGUGCGGUGAGGGCUGCUCCUACUGUUGUAUAGAAGCUGCUUGAAAUCAUUGCCUCGUUUUAAAAAUGCUGAUUUGGUGGAUAUAUCUACUAUUACUGCUGUGUGUUUGCAAGGUCAAAGCACUGUUGCCCAACUCAGCUCCUCCAUUCCUUACAUUGUUCGAGGAUUAAGCUGACUACAAAUGUGUUUCCUCAAUGAUCUCCAAGCCAUCCACUCAUGCCUUCUGCCCCCUGCCGUUUCCAAAUGGAAUUUCAUGGCCCAGUACUAAUCGGAGUGGUCAUUGCUCAUUUUUUAGUAGUGUUCCAGUGCAGAGCGAACCUUAGCUGAGUUGGAUCCUGAUUGUGGUCUGAGUCAAUGUCCACUUUGCGAAAGGCCCCCCAAACAAUAGGAAACUUGCUGCAGCAAGAGACACAACCAUACAAAACCAAUCCCAAAAAUUCCAGAGCAACACAUACAAAAUGCUGGAGGAACUUAGCAGGUCAGGCAGCAUCUAUAGAAGUGAAUAAACAGUUGAUGUUCCAGGCCAAAACCCUUCUUCAAGACCAAUGAGUAUUCAAUAAGAGUACUUACUGGUCCUGAAUUCCUCAAUGGUAAAUGGUAAGUAUUCAAUAAAAAGACUUACUGGUUUUAUUGCACAGAUAUUCUAACAACCAAAGCACAUCAGCAGCAGGUAUGAUAUUUCUUUAACAGAUGUUAAAGUGAUGCUGGUUGGUGAAAUGAUGAGGAUGUGCUUGAACGGAGGCCAAAUGUUCUUCCAGUUAUUGCCCUAAAUGACAGCUGUUAGCUCUAUACAACCAUGUGCUUACAGAUUGAAAAAUUAUCCAUUAAUCUGACAGUGUGAUUAUUACAGCACAGGCCCUUCAACCUACAAUGUUGUGCCAACCUUUUAACCUACUUUGAUCAAUCAAUCCCUCCCCUCCCACAAUAUACUCUAGACUGUAUAAUAGGAAGUUAGAGUUUCUAAAUGUGAAGAAUCUCCAAUUCACAGACUGUAAUGCACCAACGGCAUCUAAAUGUGGAACACUUAUAGUUAGUGAAACUGUAGCUUAUUCAAAACAUAAGUAGGUACUUCCCUUCCUACACACUAACCCUGCCUAAAGAUCUGUUGAAAAACAGAUACUGAUAUUAGAGCACCUCCUGUGAUAUAAAGCCGUUUUCGAUAAUUAUUCUAGGAUUUUUGGGGCUGUUUUUAAAAUAUUGAGCCUCUUGCUUAUAUAUGAUUUUUUUUUUGCUAUUUGAAGUCCAGACUAGAUGUCAGCCCUUGCUUGAGCACGCUUCUGCAUCCUACACUGGCCCUUGCCCGUGAUCCAUGCAUUUUUGACAGAUUAAUGAUCAAGAGUGGGAAGUGGGGCUCUGUUUUCCUCUCUUCCCCCUAGGACAGGUUCAUCUACCUUGGAUGAGGUUGGCCAGGACAUUCCAGGUGAUGAUAACCCAGCACCACAGAGAGCUGUUGUUUACUGACUAAUUUUCAAGAACACCAUAAUCACACAGCUUUAUUGGCUGCAGAAUUGUGCUGUUACAGUCUACAAUGAAACUUUAUAAGUUUGUAUAUAGAACUUGAAGCCCAAUUUCAGUCAUUAGUAAGUGGCCUAAACCUUCAAGGUAACUGAAGACUACAGGAGCAGAAUCAGAUCAUUCAGCUCAUCAAGUCAGCUCCACUAUUCCUUCAUGACUGACUUAUUAUCCCCCUCAACCCCAUUCUGCUUAGUCUUUCUCUCCUGAAGCUGCCCAGCAGAAGCUAUUUCAUUCAACAUCCUCAGCUCCCUGUGGUUCUUCAUGUGUUGUAAAUGUGUUCUUAUAAAUGGAGAUUACAACAGUAUAAGAUGGAUCUGAUAGCCAAAGAGGGCCAUGAUUCUCAGGGUAUAUAGGGAUAGGAAAAAUUUCAAAGAAAGUUGUCAUUUCUUAGAUGAGCUUAUGGUCUUUUCAGCAAAGGAGGGCAUCACUGCUAAGCUUGAUCCUUUGUACUAGGGUUCCCAGCCUGGGAUGCACAGACUCCUCAGUUAAUGGUAGGGGUCCAUGCCAUAAAUAAGGUUGGGAACUCCUGCUUUAUAUAAAUACAUGAACACAAACCAUCCCAAGUUAUGUUACCCCUUCUCUUCACUUCUUCACACAAGCCCGGGACAUUAAAACUCAUCAAUUGCCAGUCUGAUUAUACUCUGCUCAGCCUAGGAGUCAGUACAUGGGCUUUGUGUUUGCAUCUCCCAACAUCUAACACAAAUUCACCCACUGACCCCUGUUAUUUUACAGGGAAAGUGAUACAGUUAGUAUACCUGGUUUACUGCACAAUGGUGGUUCUGAACCAAAGCUGGAAAUCCCACAUACUGAUCACAGGUGCAUUAUGGCAACUGCUGUGACUAGCAUGCAAACAAAAGAGCACUUGGCAAUUUCAAUCCCAUUUCUCAUUUCUGCCCAGAAUCACUGAGCAAUGAGGGAUGUUAUUUGGCAUAAUAUUCUUGUGUCAAUCAUAGGACCGGUUGCCGAUUGUCUUUACUGUGAGGCAGUUUCUUCUCCCCUGUAGGCAUUUACAGUUUACUCUGUAAGUAAAAUAACUACUGCUGUUUUGUACUGGGGGUGGCACUGUAGUAUAGAGGUUAGCGCAUUGCUUUACAGCGCUAGUGACCAGGGUUCAAUUCCUUCUGCUAUCUGUAAGGAGUUCGUAGCUUCUCCCCAUCAUCAUGUAAGGUUCCUCUGGAUGCUCCAGUUUCCUCACACAUUCCAAAGAUGUACAGGUUAAUAGGUUAAUUAGUUACAUGGGUGUAAUUGGGUGGCAUGGGCUUGUUGGUCCAGAAAGGCCUGUUACCAUGCUGUAUCUAUAUAUUAAAAAUGAAAAAAAAUUACUGAGUUCCACCUUUGUUCUGUUUCUUUUGCCAAUUACUUUGCAUUGGCAGCCUCUGGUUGCUCAUCUAAAAUUCAAAGUUCAAGUAAAUUUAUUAUCGAAGUACGUAUAUGUCACCAUAUAUAACCCUGGGAUUUAUUUUCUUGUGGGCAAACGAAGUAAAUACAAGGAAACACAAUAGAAUCAAUGAAAGACUGUACCCAACAGGACGGACAAACAUCCAUUGUGCAAAGGCUUAAUGGGAAAUUACAGGCUGCAGAUUGCAGUGAGAGUAAUUCAGAAGAGGUACAAUAUAUUUAGAAGUUUUGUAAGCAGUCUGCAACAUGUUGCCAUGGUUCACUGACGCCAUCUUGAGGAAACAUGUUAAAACAGUUCUUCCCUAUUAACAGAACUUCUCAUAAUUCUCAACACCUUAAAAAUCUCCUUAACAUUAUCUGCAUUAAGGAGAACAAUCUCUCCAGUCAUCAAUCUGAAAGUUUGCAAAUUGUUUAAAUCAAAGGUUUUCUUGAUUAUUUUAAAUUAAAUUCUAUUUAAAAGCAAUGUAAAAACGGUCUUAUUUAAUGCCCAGUGAUGGAUUGUAUAUUUAUAUAGUACAUUUUAAGAAAGUCACAUCUUAUAUUUUGAAUUGAUUUAUCAUAUUUAUCUCAUUAUUUUUGAAUAUUGUUUAAAGAAGUCAGUUCUAAUAUUUAUACAGUUCCACCCAUAGUUUGAGAUGCUGAAUUAUUUAUUAAAGUGUGAUAAUGUUUUAAUCCUUUAUAUUUAAUUUGUUUUCUUCAGGAAUGUAUUUUGUAGCUGGGAAUUUUCCCAAUGUCUUUAUUAUUUAAUUGUAGCUCUUGCACUCGAUUUCCCCCAAGAUUCUCUUGGGUUACUCAGGUUACAUGUGUCAGCUUGUUCUGAAUAGAGCAACAUGUUUCUUGUCUGUACUGCAUGUGUAUUGUAUUCUGUCUGCCUGUCUCUGUGUUGACUUGAGAACUACUGUGGAAUCCUCACCAACAACAAUCAAAA
Molecule: messenger RNA, 7045 nt
Organism: Mobula hypostoma (lesser devil ray)
Lineage: Eukaryota; Metazoa; Chordata; Chondrichthyes; Myliobatiformes; Myliobatidae
Product: transmembrane prolyl 4-hydroxylase-like
Exons: 9
Coding region: 244-1650 (468 amino acids)
Biological process (GO): peptidyl-proline hydroxylation to 4-hydroxy-L-proline
Cellular component (GO): endoplasmic reticulum
Molecular function (GO): L-ascorbic acid binding; iron ion binding; procollagen-proline 4-dioxygenase activity
Source: RefSeq, a predicted model, not a curated record